AUGCAGAAUGCAAUUAAUUCUACGUUUAAAACUAUUGCCGGCGAGAACCAUGAUAGUUAUAGAUUUCCUUUAGAAUCCGGAAAGGCUAUAGCACUAACUAUGAAUUUUCCACAACAUCAUUCAUCUGUGUCGAAUAUGGCGGUAUCUGAAAAUAAUCAAGUUCAAGAUCAACUUAUAAAUCAACAUUUACAUUCUAAUCAUAUAACAACUGAUCCUCAUGGUUGUCUGGACUGUAUGUCAACUAUGUUUGGACCAAAUUAUGCACCAUUUGCCGCAUUUAUGUUGCAUGUUGCAGUGCAUCAAUUUUCUGAAUUUGCACAAACGCAAAAGACGAUCGCAAUGAAACAAAAUGGUUUAAUUGAAAACCUAGUUUCUUUACAUCAACGAGAACAUCCAACAAAACAAAUAUUAAAUGAAGAAGAACUGCAACAUGUAUUUACUUACGGAUCAUGGUCAAAUGGAAAAGUAAAUCCAAAUGAAGAAAUGAGACCAAAUUUCGCAAUUUUACUUGAACAAAAUGUAGAAAAUUUCGAAAGUGAUUCUUCAACAAAUUCACUUUCAUAUUCAUGGACAGUAAUGCACAUAAAAUAUAAUUGUUGCGUUGACGGGAUUUUACAAACAGGUCAAACAGUAGGACAGAAAAGUCCAACUUUUGCAUCAAUUCAUCCUGGUUGGUCAAUACCAGAAUCAUGCUGUUUUACAGACAAAACAGUAUGCGUUCAAUCACCCACAGUUAAUAACUCAUUUAUUAAUGUAAAUGAUAACUUUUUUUUUUGGUAUCAAGAUUUUGAUCUUUCAUUACUUUUAAAGUCUUCUUGUGUUGAACCUGCUGCAAGACAUUUCAAUCAACUUCUUUCAACUUUCAACUUUAUCCUUCUACCAAAUACAUUCAUAGCUAUGAUUUGUAAUGCAUGUGGUAUAUUUUAUUUGAUGCGCUUAAAAACUGCUAUUGAUAGAAUGAAUUUAAGUAAUAGUGAAUUAGCCAAGAGUUUAUUUGCUCUCAAAUCAAAACAUUUAGCUGGUAUUCGUAGUGAUAUUAAAAAAAAUCCCAUAGCAGAAUUUCAAAGAGAAAAAAAUGAUCAAAUGAACGGCAAAAAACAACAUUUAAAUAUUCCUGGCUAUUUUCCUAUAACACCAACAAUUUUACAAGUACGACAACCAGAACAAACUACAUAUCUUGACUAUGGUUUAUAA
Rotaria socialis is the source of this 1194-nucleotide messenger RNA. NCBI's taxonomy places the organism in Eukaryota, Metazoa, Rotifera, Eurotatoria, Philodinida, Philodinidae. The record is from the annotation of a GenBank genome assembly.